Molecule: messenger RNA, 2814 nt
Organism: Penicillium oxalicum
Lineage: Eukaryota; Fungi; Ascomycota; Eurotiomycetes; Eurotiales; Aspergillaceae
Product: MutS family protein MSH5
Exons: 17
Coding region: 1-2814 (937 amino acids)
Biological process (GO): mismatch repair; chiasma assembly
Cellular component (GO): nucleus
Molecular function (GO): ATP-dependent DNA damage sensor activity; mismatched DNA binding; ATP binding
Source: RefSeq, a predicted model, not a curated record
AUGCGCUCUUCUCAAAACAGAAUCCGCCGGUCUGCUGCGCUGCAAAGCUCGUCACUCAAUUCAGAUCAUGUGAGGCCAGAAUCUCACAGCAGAAGCCGACGGACAAAUCACAUCCCCCAAAGUCAAAGGAGCUCAUCCCAAGCUCAAGUUCUGCGAGACUCAAGACAGGCACGACCGGCUUCUUCUGGGGCAAAUCCUCUAGACGUGCCAGACCGAGAUGAUCUGGUCGACGAAGAGUUGGGCCAUGUGAUUGUCGCAGUUGACAUAAAAGACCAAGGGACUGUAGGAUGCGCUUAUUAUGUUGCUGAAAACGAAACACUUUUUCUGCUUGGCGAUGGCCGUUUUGGAGGAAUGGACGCUAUCGAUACCUUACUUCAUCAGAUUCAACCUACAAUUGUCCUGAAAACACCUCGACUUGAAAUUGUCUCAGCUCAAGGACGAGAACAGAGCCUAGCACAAGACAAUGAAUCAUCUGCCUACCUCCCAUACAAAGUAGAAACCCGGUCGGCGCAAGAAUUCAACCACUCCGACGCACAAGCUAGCCUUGUCCAAUUGGAAAUGUCAAAUUCUUCUGAGAACCGCACACGGUUUCUUGUUCCCAGUGGAGGUCUCUGUGAUCCUGAUGAAUUUGAUUCCCAGUCCGUCGGGUUCUCUGCCCGAGAAGGAAAGCUUUUGCACAUGUCAAGCUCAAUUGACAUGGGGAAUACCGUAUCCAUCGGAUGCGCUGGUGCCGUUCUCGCUGACUUACAACGACGCAGAGCAUCAGUCGCAAGAAUAGGAGCAUUGGAAGACAACAUCUUCAAAAUCCGGAGCUUGGAGAUGUUUAGUCUUCGUAACACGAUGUGGAUCAACAGCAAUACUUUCCUUUCCCUACAAAUCAUGCAAUCCGAGCAUCAUCCAGAUCUAUUCAGCCAGGUCCCAGGCUCAAAUUCAAGCAUUGCUAAGGAGGGACUCUCGGUUUAUGGCCUUUUCCGCCGAUUCACAAACACCCCUCAGGGCAAGGCAAGACUCAAGCAGAUUUUUCUACGUCCAACCCUCGACGCCGACCUUAUUCAUGCUCGUCAAACUUUUAUCGGUGUCUUUUCCCGACGAGAUAAUGUCACUCUGGUGGAGAGAAUCAUCAAAAGUCUGAAGCACAUCAAGAAUCUUCGUCCCGUGAUGAUCAAUUUGCGCAAAGGAAUAAGUACCGGCAGUGCCAAGAUGACAGGCUUCAAAGCUACGGUGUGGGCGAGCUUGCUGGCUUUUGCUUUCUAUUCAAUUGACAUCCAUGACGCCCUUCGGGAGAUGUCCGGCGCGGAUAUUGUGUCUGUGCGAUCUGAGGCCAUCAAAAAAUUCCAGGAGGCGCAGCUGUAUCGUGUUGGACGCAUCAUACAAGAGAUAGUUGAUAUUGAUAACUCAGAGGAACAAGGCAGAACUGUUGUCAAGCAAGGUCUCGAUCGAGAGCUUGACAAAAUGAAGGAUCGAUAUGACGGACUCAACAUUUUGCUCAAGAAUGUCGCAAUUGACAUUGCGUCCACGAUACCAGAGCAGCUUGAUAUCGACGUCAAUGUCAUUUACUUCCCUCAGCUCGGUUUUAACAUCGCCAUCCCUCUCAACGAGCAAGAUCAAGCUGCAUAUUCUGGCUCAAAUGGGGACUGGGAGCUCGUCUUCCUUACCGAGUCUCGAGCGUACUUCAAGGACUUUCGAAUGAGGCAACUUGACGACAAGCUUGGGGACAUCUAUGGGCUAAUAUGCGAGAGAGAAAUAGAGAUUGUUUACAACAUGGCUCAGAGAAUUCUCCAGUACGAGGACAGUCUUGUAAAGGCCUCUGAUAUCUGUGGAGAGCUUGACAGUCUUCUCGCCCUAACACAGGCCGCAAGCUUUUACAAGCUGAGCCGACCACGCAUCGUCUCCGAAAACAUCAUCAAUAUAAGCUUAGGCCGGCACUUACUUCAGGAAUUGACGGUGCCCUCGUAUGUUCCCAACAGUACAUUAUUGAAAGGGGGACCUCAUCUACAAAGUGACAACAAUGAUUCGCUGCCACAAGAAACUAUCCCACCCAGUAUGCUCAUAUUAACGGGCCCAAAUUACUCUGGAAAAAGUGUAUACAUGAAGCAAGUCGCUCUCAUUGUCUUUCUUACUCAGAUUGGAAGCUUUGUUCCCGCCGAGAGAGCAGAGAUGGGUAUAACAGACAAGAUUCUGACGAAGAUCACCACACAAGAAAGCGUAUCAAAUAUCCAAAGUACCUUUAUGAGCGACCUGCAGCAGAUCUCACUUUGUCUCAAGCAGGCAACCAGUCAGAGUCUCAUUCUGAUUGAUGAGUUCGGGAAAGGCACGAAUGAAAGUGAUGGCAUUGGACUCGCUUGUGGAGUCCUAGAGCAUCUGCUCACAAACGAGCAUCGCCCAAAAGUGAUUGCAGCCACACAUUUCCACGAGAUUUUUGAGAACGAUUUCCUUCCGCUCCGAUCUGGUCUUCAGUUGGGUCAUAUGGAAGUGAAGGUUAGCGAAGAGUCUCAAAAGAUUGAGGAUCAAGUUACUUAUCUCUAUAAUUUUCGUCUGGGUCGAAGCACCAAAAGCUUUGGGACCAUAUGUGCUGCCGCAAAUGGUAUCGAUGCUGCUAUUGUUCAACGUGCCAACGAGAUCGCAUUGCUCGCAGCUCGCGGCGAAAAUCUGAUCGCUGCAUGUGCAAUUUUGUCUGUCGACGAAGUGAAAAGCCUCCAGGAAGCGAACGCACUUGCUCGAAAAUUUGUCAAUUUGGAUUUCACCGAAGAUGACGAUGCGUCUAUUCGUGGGGUGCGAAGGAAGCUGCAAGAACUCCUUCAAUUAUCGAAAUAA